Ruditapes philippinarum (Manila clam) is the source of this 2076-nucleotide messenger RNA. Its product is annotated as phospholipase A and acyltransferase 4-like. NCBI's taxonomy places the organism in Eukaryota, Metazoa, Mollusca, Bivalvia, Venerida, Veneridae. The transcript is spliced from 4 exons. The record is from RefSeq and is a predicted model, not a curated record. Gene Ontology annotation, molecular function: glycerophospholipid phospholipase A1 activity; A2-type glycerophospholipase activity. Gene Ontology annotation, biological process: N-acylphosphatidylethanolamine metabolic process. Bases 308 to 967 code for a protein of 219 amino acids. Gene Ontology annotation, cellular component: cytoplasm.
CGAGAUGAUACAUGUAUACAUUUUCAGUUUUCCAGAAAAGUGAAUGUCGUCUGCUUUCUAAACGUAUAUAAAGAAAUGUAUUCAGGAUGUAACACAGUGUAGAAAAAUAAUUUAAUACAAAUUGCGCGUCUCUUCGUAUAAAUUUGAAUUGUUCAUAUAAUAAUUGCUUUGAUUUGAUAAAAUAAGAAUCUAAUGCAAUAGUUAAUGACAGUAUUUUAUGCGAAUAUUAUUUCGUAUUGAUUUUUGUGUAAACAUUUUGAAUCUGCAUCUGAGAUUUAUCGUCUGCUAGUUAAAUUGCUGGCAUAAAAUGGUGAUAUAUUUAGAGAUAAAAGGUGAGGAAGAGCUGAAGUUGGGAGAUUUAAUCCAAUUACCACGAUUAAAAGGACUGUAUUCACAUUGGGCGGUUUACGUUGGAGGGGGCUAUGUUAUACACCUGUCUCCGCCACCUUCUAAAUCAAGCACUUAUGAACUGUGUUCAGUGGUAGCAGCGACAUCUGGCGUUUCAACUACUUCCGGUGAUGAAAUCAACUUCGGGCUAUUUGGUAGCAUCAAAGUACGGCGGGAUAAACUGAAAGACGUAGCUGCUGGGUCGCCAAUAAUCGUGAAUAACGAAUGUGACGACGAAAUGAAACCAUAUCCAAGGGAAACAAUAGUCAAACGUGCAGAAUCCAAACUAGGAUCGAACGACUACAACGGGUUAACAUGGAAUUGUGAACACUUCGCCACGUGGUGCCGAUACGGAAAAGCCGUCUCAAAGCAGGUACCAUUCAGCAAAGGAUUAUCAAGAGAUGCCUACGUAGUACAAUUACACGGUGUUGAAGUUGUGCCACAUGGGACACUCCCGGAUGACGUCAUUACGAUUGGACACCACCCUCAUUUCGGAAUAUUUCCUGUGCCAAUAUUUGGUGCAAUAUUAUUACCUUUUGAGGCAGCUCUCGAUACUUUGCACGAGUUGUUUAGAAAAUAACGAAAUGAACAUUUGAUAAAGUACAUACGCGUCAUGUUCUUUCUGUAGUAUCGAACUGCGUCGUUAAUUGGCCGGUAGAUAAAGUCUGUGUGCCAUACAAUGGCGACAAGCCGUACAAUUGACAACUGUUUCAUUAUUGAUAUUCUGAUGUGUAUUUACAUACUUCAAGGCACCGGGAAAAUAUCAUGACUGUUAAAGGAACCCCACCGGAGUCUAAAAGGCAAAAAAAAAACAUUAUAUUUGAAUUUCUUAUUUAGAUCAGCUGAAGCUGAUGAACAAAACAAAAUGCAAAGAUAUUGAGAAAAAAUAUUCACGCUUAAAGAAAACGGUAAAUGAUCUUGAAUUUUGUACACAAAACGUUCUUCAAGUGGAACAGUAAUGUCGUGAAAUCAUUCCAGGUCCUAUAAAAUAUACACAAAAGUUAAGCUAAAAAUUGUAUGUCUGUGCAAUUCUUAGCCCGAUUUGAGUUGCAACGCUAUUCAAUUCUACAGAAUAAAUAUUCCAGGAAAACGGCAGAAGUGAAUGAUCAGAAAUUUCGUACGCAAAACCUUCAUCAAGGGGAACGUUUAUCUCGAGAAAUAAUUCCCUUUCCUGUCUUGCCAUAAUUAAUGUCCCCUCCCGCCCCCUCCUUGAAUUAUCUGGAACCAAACUACUUAAGUCACAGAGACGGCAAAUAGGCAAUUGGUAGACUGUUGAUUAAUCUUAUUUAUUUGAAAAUAUAUUGUUUAAGAUUAUUAACUGUGGAUUGUGCUUACAAUUAAUCAUAUACAUGUUAAACUAUUGACUACAACUUUUAAGGAAACAUAUAAGACAUUAUUUAGUAGUUGUUUUUAUCAUCACGCAUUGAAGUGCAUGUUACAUUCUGCUUAAGUCAGUUUCAUAAUGGGGGGAAAUGGGGCAGUAUGAGAGUACUGAAUUGGAAUAAUUUUCGACAAAGUGAUGAAACAAAAUUUGUAAAUAAAAGUACACACUCAACGAGUUGAUACUGAUCGUGUGGGUCAAUAGAUGUGCAUAAUCUCUCCAUGUGUGGGGGUGAGGAUUUAUAAUAUGUUUAUAGUAUUGCUUUGUAUAAAUUUUUACGAUGAUAUUAUAUCUACUUUCAAACCUGU